Messenger RNA from Penicillium taxi, 2265 nucleotides. RefSeq names its product Zn(II)2Cys6 transcription factor. Gene Ontology annotation, molecular function: RNA polymerase II cis-regulatory region sequence-specific DNA binding; DNA-binding transcription factor activity, RNA polymerase II-specific; zinc ion binding. The transcript has 3 exons. Gene Ontology annotation, cellular component: nucleus. Gene Ontology annotation, biological process: DNA-templated transcription; positive regulation of transcription from RNA polymerase II promoter by galactose. Bases 1 to 2265 code for a protein of 754 amino acids. The record is from RefSeq and is a predicted model, not a curated record. Lineage: Eukaryota; Fungi; Ascomycota; Eurotiomycetes; Eurotiales; Aspergillaceae.
AUGUUUGGCUCAUUCAUCGGCGUGUCUUCUGGUCCUUCCGAGCAGGACGACGAACGCACAACAGCCCCGGUGUUAUCACGCGGGAAUGCGCAACCCAAACGGAAACAAGUGUCUAGGGCAUGUGAUUGGUGUCGCUUGCACCGCAUCAAAUGCGAUGCCUACUCUCCGUGUAAAAACUGCCAGCAGCGGGGCGGUCAAUGUAGAAAGAAAAACACUGCGGAGAUACGGUCACUGCCCCACGCAUUAAGGCUGCAAAUAAAGGACCUCGAGACCGGCGCAGGCCAUGGGCGUGGCCCUCUCACAGAAUCAAACGAGAAUAUCUCGGACGCUACGACCUGUGCUUCCUCCGGGCCCUUAAGCACAACACUCGAUCAUAACAAUGUAAUCAAGAAUGCUACAGGUGUUGCGGCCUAUCAUAAACGUUUUGAAAAGAGGAGGUGGGAAGGAGUCUACUGUAGGACUGCUCGGUCGCAACGGAGCUCGUACUACGGCCCGUCGUCCUCGUUUUAUUUUCUCAAUCGGGUCAAUGUGUGUCUCGUCGAGGAGCUUCAACAACCUUACUUCGACCAGCAGUUGCAGCCGCAUUCAGCAAGCAAGUCAUUUUCCGCUCCAGAAACCCCUGAUGUCGUGGUACUAGGCGGCGGCGAGGACCUUCCACCUAGGCGCUACCCAGCCUCUGACCAGGUUUUUCUCUCUAGAACGCAAGAGGAGUAUUUCCUAGGGCUCUUUUGGCAGUUCUACUACUGCACAAUGCCCAUUGUGGACGAGAGAGACUUGAGGGCACACUACCAAAGCCUCUGGGAUGACACCGAGGCACGUAUACGGAAGCCAUCCGCGCUGGUCGACAUCAUCCUCGCCCUAUGCAUGCAGUAUGGCUGCGCUUUGCUGCCGAGUGGAUCUAUCCCAUCCGGGCCCGAGAUAGACCGAAACGACUCCACCAUUGCAGGCCGCUGGUUUUAUCGAAGAGCGCAGGCUCUUUUAGCUACCGACCUCGAGAGUCCAUCCAUCACAGCGCUCCAGUGCCACAUCUAUACUGUCGUGUAUCUCUGCUGCGCAUCGUUUCAGAACAUGGCUCACAGCACCCUGGCGUUGGCCGUCAGGACAGCUCAAAUCUUAGGCCUCCAUCUCGACCCCCCGCUCAGCCUGCCUCCAGCAGAGAGAGAACUGCGAAGACGGGUCUGGUGGGUGCUAUCUACAGUAGAGUCGAAGACGUGCAUGAAGCUAGGCCGUAGCUUUUCUUUCCAGACCAUAGAUGUGACAUGCUCCCUGCCAUCGGAAGAUCAGGAAAUCGCCGUUUCUAGUGGCUCGAUUCUAGGAAACUAUGGUACUGAUGUUACGUGGCUCACGUACACGGUAGAGUGCCAAAAACUCGUCUCGGUAGCCCGCCAGAUAUACGAAGCCGUCUACGACGACUAUGAGGAAAUCCUGCGUUCGCGUGGACUCAGCAGACCAUACGAAGACCCAAACACUCUUGAGGACUGUGCUAAAGCGCUUAUCUCAUAUAUGGGUGCCCUUCAGGGAUGGCUUAAUGCAGUCCCGGAGGGGAUCAAGACCAAACGUAGAGACGGGGGUAGACCAUUCUCGACCGAUCGUUCAUCACUAGAAAUAGACCAGCAUGCUCCUAUAUGGCUCCAGCGACAGCGCAUCUGUCUUGAGCUUGUUUACCACACCCUUUGUAUGAACUUUUAUCGGGUAUUCAUCACGUUUUCGAGCAAGUAUGACGUUGGCAUCCCUAUGGCUGAUGCCCAUGCAUCCGCUUGUAUCAACCAUGCCAUCGCCCACACCUGUAUGAUGCACCAGGUGCUCAGCGAGACAGACCUAUUAAAUGGCUGGCAUGAGGCGUUCCAGUGGCAGUGGAAUGCUACCGUGACCAUGAUUGGCUUCCUGUUGGCUUACCCCAUCGGUCCGUCCACACCCACGGCCCGUAAGGCGGUAGACAAGGCCGUCGCUGCCUUUGAAAUAUUUGGGAGCAAUAAUGUCGCCGUCUCAAGGAGCGCGGCUAGCGUGGCCCGUGAUCUAGUAGCCAAGGCAGACGUCCUCAUCAAUGGUCUCUGGUCCGGGCUCGGGGUCUCCAGCAGUAUGGCGCAAACUCCAAGCGCUGCUGCUAACCAGCCAUCUACAAGCCAAGACGGAGACCAGUUAAGAGGGCAAUUGAACAGAUGGGCUAAUUCAAGUUCAGCAAUUCACGAAAGAACCGAUGACUUCUCAGAUUUUAUGGACCUGGCGCUGACCAGUAGCGGCGGCAGUAUCGUUGGCGAGGAAUAG